Pomacea canaliculata is the source of this 2162-nucleotide messenger RNA. RefSeq lists its product as uncharacterized. The record is from RefSeq and is a predicted model, not a curated record. NCBI's taxonomy places the organism in Eukaryota, Metazoa, Mollusca, Gastropoda, Architaenioglossa, Ampullariidae. Bases 16 to 1110 code for a protein of 364 amino acids. The transcript has 5 exons.
CAGAGUUGUAUAAAUAUGAGGGGCUGGGAGACACUCUUCAGUGAGAAGACAACAUCGAACAGCACGACUUCUACUGACUGCACAACGUGUGAACGAGGUUUUAUUCACACACGGAAGCAGAAGCUCUCUCCCUCGAUGACCACAAUGGCGUUAUUGACCUUAAUCUGCUUCCUGACGUCACUUCCUGUGUUGUACACCAUGAGCCUGGACACAAACGUCACAGCUGAUAAUUCCGCGUCGACGUCGUUAGCAUCAGGCGCUGGAGGUCUGGAAAUGAGGAAGUUACGUCACAUCGAGGCCGAGCUCGAGGUGUUGAGGAGAACAGUGACGGAAAUAAAAGCUGGUGUUCAGUGUGGGUCACAGAGUCCACAUCCAAACGUGUUGCAAGAAGUGACGAGCGAAAUACAAGCGCUCCGUUCACAGUUUCAAGGUCUGCAGGUGCAAAGAGAGUUGUCCGUCCUGCGAUCUGAUCUUCUUCUCGCCCAGUCAGCCAUGCUGGCGGACACCGGAAGUAAGCCUGUGGGCAGAACACCGCAGAUCAGCAAUGAGCCUCCUCGUGUCGCCGAGAACAUUUGUACCAUCAUGAGCACAGGAGCCGUGUACGAGCGCUGGGGCAACAGUGGCUGUCCUAAUGGCACAGAGCUGGUUUAUUCAGGUCUUAUUGGCGGCUCACAUUUUACUCACACUGGAGCAGCCGCCAACGCCCUGUGCUUGCCUUUGAACCCUGUCUUAGAGAACAACCCCGGCGCGAGCACUCUCACUGUUAUCUACGGAGCUGAACUUGAACUCACUCCUCUUCCCAAACAUAACCUUGACCCUCUAUGCGCUGUAUGCCGCAGCCCACGGGCGACAAUCCUCAUGGUACCCGCUGCCAGCGCUUGCCUCCCUGGAUGGACAGUGGAGUAUUCCGGGUACCUCAUGGCAGGAUACUACAGUCACACUGCAGCAACAGAAUACAUUUGUGUCGACAGAGAGCAGCACACGCGCACUGGGUCCGACAAGAACGACGACGGCAAACUGUUUUAUUACGUCACUGUUAUGUGCGGUAGUCUCCCUUGCCCGCCGUAUGAAAACGGGAAAGUGUUCCCUUGUGUCGUCUGCUCCAAGUAACGACCAUACACAUACAGGAUAGAUGUCACUGGGUCAGAUAUAUAUAUUGUAUACUUCAAACUCGCUCUUAACUUAGCAACAUUUGUAUUUCUGUCCUCGCCAAGCAGCUUGAGUCCUGAACCUUCUUCUGUUUCCUUUUUUAUUAGCAGAUAUCUAAAUAUUGUAGCUCACUCAUUUACUUUAACAUUCACAUACACGUGUUGACAUGACUAGCUGGCAAUGGCAUUUUACUCACUAUGCAUGGAAACUUCUAUUGACAACGCCCUGAAGUUCACACUGGCCGGGCUGCUUCAGACUCUGUACUAAAUAUUCACCUGUCUGGCUUGUUAGUAACUGGAGUUUAUGAUUAGUUUGGGAAACGUCAAACAAAAUUUUAAUUCUGAACGAUUUUACGCUUACAGAACAAAAGUAAACAAUUAAAUUCAAAAAUAAGCUAAGCUAAGACGAGAGAUAUCAAUGGAUAAAGAUGUGUAUCAGAUUGUUUGUGUAUGCGACUUAAUCACUCAAUCAAUCAAUCAAUUAAUCUGUUAGAAGGUGGACAGAAGACAUUUCUACAUACUAUUUUAGAACUUCAUUGCUUGUUAAGAUAAUAAAUAUUUUCCAGCUUUAUCCCUCUAGCACUGCAAUAGCCAAAAGAACAAAAUGAUAGCAACGCUUCUGUACAGAACUGCCAUUUCACCUUUUUCUUUAUUUCCAAGCCAUUUGCCAAACUUUUAUGUACGACCCUGUUUCCCAGGCCUUGUGUUUCUCCUUUUUACAUUCAACUAGCAUCUAGUUUUCUUGUCGAGAAAACCUCAAAUUCACAUAAAUCACAAGGACACAGAGUGUAAACACACAGCAGCACAAUCACAUCUUUGAUACAGUAAACGGCUUCUUGUGUUAUCCAGGCUGGUCGUGGCCACAUCAUGACAAGAAUGACAACAGAUAUUAUCAAUGAAUAAUGUCAGCAUGGAGAGACGCAGAACCACGAUAUCAGGAGAAGCGAAAACAAAUUUUUUAUUGUUGUUGCUUAUUACAGUCCUUUGUGUUGAUAAUAAAAACGUUAAAAAUAG